AUGAAGAUUUUCCUCGAAAUUAACUCUGUCGAUGACUGUCACAAACUCCAGGAUGAUUUAAAUAGUUUCUCCGCAUGGGCUGAAUCUCUCGGUCUCACAUUAAAUAUUGGAAAGUUCCGGUCAAUGACAUUCACAAGAAGUCGCUCUCCUAUUACUCAUCUUUACUCAUUGAAUGGCUCUAAUUUGAUUCCAGCUGACUCUAGCAUCUGUGAUCUCGGUUUUACUUUUACUCCCUCUCUUUGUCCUAGAGCUCACAUAGACAGAGUUACAUGCAAAGCCCUUAAGAUAUUGGGUUUCGUCAAAAGAAUAUCUAGUGACUUUAAGCUCUCCUCUUCCCUUAAAGCAAUAUAUUGUGCACUUGUACGUCCAAUCGUAGAAUACGGCUCAGUUGUAUGGGAUCCCCAGACAAGUGAUGCUUGUCUUCAACUAGAACGAGUUCAGCGGAAAUUUUUAUGUUACAUGAAACAUUCUCUUAACGUUUACCCAGAAAAAAAUUUACCUGGGGGUGCAAACUUCACCGUAGCCCAUCACAUUAAUCCAUAA
Molecule: messenger RNA, 543 nt
Organism: Rhopalosiphum padi (bird cherry-oat aphid)
Lineage: Eukaryota; Metazoa; Arthropoda; Insecta; Hemiptera; Aphididae
Exons: 2
Coding region: 1-543 (180 amino acids)
Source: RefSeq, a predicted model, not a curated record